Ziziphus jujuba (common jujube) is the source of this 5137-nucleotide messenger RNA. Its product is annotated as DNA polymerase alpha catalytic subunit. Gene Ontology annotation, biological process: DNA replication; lagging strand elongation; leading strand elongation. Gene Ontology annotation, molecular function: single-stranded DNA binding; pyrimidine nucleotide binding; chromatin binding. The transcript has 31 exons. The coding region runs from base 264 to 4940 and encodes 1558 amino acids. Lineage: Eukaryota; Viridiplantae; Streptophyta; Magnoliopsida; Rosales; Rhamnaceae. The record is from RefSeq and is a predicted model, not a curated record. Gene Ontology annotation, cellular component: alpha DNA polymerase:primase complex.
CCCACCGCAAUCCACACAAGUCGAGCCCACCCGAGAUGAGAGCAACCCAAUCCACAUUUACAGAUUCACUGAUCCAACGGCAAAAGGCUUAUCUGGCACUCGAGUCAGCUCAGUGAGUUAACCAGGACACAUUGUUCUGUAAUUUGUAUCCAUAUUCGCGCCAAAACUACAAAAAUCUCCCGCCAUUUUUAUGGUGUCCAAACAGGCUCAAAACCUGGGAGAAAAAACGACAGAGAGACCGAGAUCCCGAGACUGAGAGAAAAAUGGCGGACGAUCAGCCCUCAGUAGCCAGCAGGAGGCGGAGCAGAGGGGCCGAGGCGACGGCACGUGCCGAAGCCCUGGAACGCCUCAAGGCUUUGCGCAGCGGUGGCCGGCGAUCCGAAGCCGGUGGGUUUAGCAUCAAGAUGGAAGACCCAAUUUACGAUACAGUCGCCGACGAUGAGUACGAGGCACUUGUUGCCAAGCGCCGUGAGGAAGUCCGAGGCUUCAUCGUCGAUGAUGAUGGUCUAGGAUACGGCGACAUAGGUGAGGAAGAGGACUGGUCUAGAGCUGGGCUUUCUCUGUCUUCGGAUGAAUCUGACGGUGAGACGGGAAGGCCCAAGAGGAAGAAGGUAGAGAAGAAAGAUCCUAAGCCCAAAAAGCCAUCCGCCACUUCCGCUUCCCUUUCCGCCGCCGCGGCGAUGAUGGGUAAGCAGAGGCUCUCAUCGAUGUUCACUUCGUCGAUUUUCAAGAAAACUAGGGAUGAGAAGGCUAAAGGGUUAUCUUGCGAUAGCAUCGUCGACGAUGUUAUUGCUGAGUUUGCUCCUAACGACGCAGAUAGAGAGAGGCGCAGAAGAGCCCAAACGGGUCAUUUGCCUGGUGCUAGGAGUUUGAUGCCCACUGUUAAGAGUGAGAAAGACUCUCACGGUGUUAUUAAUCUACAGGGUGGUUCUGAAUCUGUUUCAAUUCUUGGAAAAGAUGAUCCUGAAUUGACCACGAAUGUUGCAAAUGGUAAAUCUGAAUUGGGAUUUGAUCAAAAUCAGGAAGAAGUCGAUGAAAGAGGGUUGAUUGUGGGGUCAGAAAGUAGGAAGGACUUGUUUGAUGAAGUGGCUCAAGCCCCAUCGUCUGAAUCCACUGAUUCUUUAGACAAGGGAGGUGUCAUUGAGAAGAAAACUAAAAAUGUUGUUGAAAUGAAAGCAGAACCGGCAGUGAAGAAAGGGGAGGUAUUUACUUUGAAUGCGAAGAUCAAAGAGGAAAAGGAUCCUGCAUUGAGUGCUAUUGCAGGAUGGCAGGCGGUCCGGAGUGAAGGGACUGUGGAUGUUGGUGGUGGUGCUGCUGAGGUCAAUGCUGGUUCAAAUGGUGAAGAAAAUUCAGGUUUCGAUUUGGAUUCAGAUGGCUCGCUGCCUUUUUACAUUCUUGAUGCCUAUGAAGAGUUUUAUGGUGCUAAUAUGGGCACUGUCUAUCUAUUUGGGAAGGUCAAAGCAGGAACUGCAUAUCACAGUUGCUGUGUGGUGGUCAAGAACAUUCAAAGAUGUGUCUAUGCAGUUCCAAAUAGUUCUUCAUUUCACUCUGAUGAAAUGGUGGAGCUUGAAAAGGAUGCUGAAGAGUCUCGGAUAUCUCCCACAGAAUUUCGUAAAAAGCUGCAGGACAUGGCAUCAGGAUUAAAGAGCGACGUGGCAAAACAUUUGUUAGAUGUCAACGUAUCAACUUUUAGCAUGACCCCAGUCAAGAGGAAUUAUGCAUUUGAACGAUCAGACAUACCUGUAGGAGAGAAUUAUGUCCUCAAGAUCAACUAUCCUUUCAAGGACCCGCCGCUUCCAGCAAAUCUAAAGGGAGAAACUUUCUGUACCCUGCUAGGAACACAUAGCAGUGCUUUGGAGCUUUUUCUUGUUAAAAGGAAGAUAAAAGGACCGUCUUGGUUAUCAGUAUCAAAAUUUUCUAGCUGCCCAGCUCCACAACGGGUCAGCUGGUGCAAAUUUGAGGUGAUUGUUGAAUCUCCAAAAGACAUUGGUGUUUCAACUUCCUCAAAGAACACUAUAGAGAUUCCUCCAGUGGUUGUUACAGCCAUAAAUUUGAAAACUGUUAUCAAUGAGAAGCAGAAUGUUAAUGAAAUCGUCUCUGCAUCUGUUAUCUGCUGUCACAAGGCCAAGAUUGACACUCCGAUGUUGGCCUCAGAAUGGAAGAGGCCUGGUAUGCUAAGUCAUUUUACUGUUGUUCGCAAGCUUGACGGAGGCAUAUUUCCAAUGGGAUUUUCUAAAGAGGCUACAGAGAAGAACUCAAAGGCUGGAUCAACUGUAUUAAGCUUUGAAAGCAGUGAAAGGGCUUUGUUAAACCGUUUGAUGAUUGAGUUAUACAAGUUGGAUAGCGAUGUUCUUGUUGGGCAUAAUAUAUCUGGGUUUGACCUGGAUGUUCUCCUUCAUAGGGCACAGGUUUGUAAAAUGCCAAGUAGUAUGUGGUCAAAAAUAGGUCGCCUUAAGCGAUCUGUGAUGCCUAAGCUUUCGAAAGGAAGCACCAUUUUUGGGUCCGGAGCAAGUCCUGGGAUCUUGUCAUGCAUUGCUGGUAGGCUGUUGUGUGAUACAUACUUGUGUUCUCGUGACCUAUUAAAAGAGGUUAGCUAUUCCUUGACGCAACUUACAAAGACCCAGCUGAACAAAGACAGGAAGGAGAUCAGUCCACAAGAUAUUCCUAGAAUGUUCCAAACAUCGGAGUCCCUCAUGGAGCUCAUUGAAUAUGGUGAGACAGACGCAUGGUUGUCUAUGGAGCUCAUGUUUCAUCUGAGUGUUCUUCCCCUCACACGUCAACUGACUAAUAUAAGUGGUAAUCUUUGGGGAAAAACUCUCCAGGGUGCUAGGGCACAAAGAGUAGAGUAUCUUCUAUUGCAUGCAUUCCACGCAAAGAAGUACAUCAUCCCAGACAAAAUGACAUCUUAUACAAAGGAAACAAAGUUGAUCAAACGUAGAAUAAAUAGUGAUGUAGAGAACAAAAACGUUGAUGAGUUGGAUGAUGCAAAUUUUGAUAACGAUGCUUCAAAUGAUAAUCAUGGAAAAGGCAAGAAAGGUCCUGCCUAUGCAGGCGGAUUAGUCUUGGAGCCAAAAAGAGGUUUAUAUGACAAGUAUAUAUUACUUCUGGACUUCAAUAGCCUUUAUCCUUCUAUUAUCCAGGAAUACAAUAUAUGCUUCACAACAGUAGAAAGAUCCCCAGAAGGAUUAGUUCCCCGUUUACCAUCUAGUAAAACACCUGGAGUUCUACCUGAGUUACUAAAAAAUCUGGUUCAAAGGAGGAGAAUGGUCAAGUCAUGGAUGAAGAAUGCAUCUGGUAUCAAGGUCCAACAAUUUGACAUUCAACAGCAAGCACUGAAGCUGACAGCCAACAGUAUGUACGGAUGCUUGGGGUUUUCAAAUUCAAGAUUUUAUGCAAAGCCACUGGCAGAGCUUAUAACACUACAGGGAAGAGAGAUUUUACAGAGUACUGUUGACCUUGUCCAGAAUAGUUUGAACUUGGAGGUUAUCUAUGGUGAUACAGAUUCCAUUAUGAUUUAUAGUGGACUUGAUGACAUUGCAAAAGCAAAAUCCAUUGCAGGAAAAGUCAUCCAAGAGGUUAACAAGAAGUACAAGUGUUUAGAGAUUGACCUAGAUGGUGUGUAUAAGAGAAUGCUACUUCUCAAGAAGAAGAAGUAUGCAGCUGUGAAGGUGUUAUUCAAGGAUGGAAAACCAUAUGAGGUUAUUGAACGUAAGGGCCUUGAUAUGGUUCGUAGAGACUGGAGCUUACUUUCGAAGGAAUUAGGAGAUUUCUGCCUCAGUCAAAUUUUGUCAGGAGGCAGGUCCUGUGAGGAUGUUGUUGAAUCAAUUCAUAACUCUCUGAUGAAGGUACAAGAGGAUAUGAGGAAAGGACACGUAGAACUUGAAAAAUAUAUCAUCACAAAGACAUUAACUAAACCACCUGAAGCCUACCCAGACGCCAGAAACCAACCACAUGUUCUAGUGGCCCAGAGAUUAAAGCAAAGUGGUUAUGUUAGUGGUUGCUCCGUUGGUGAUACCAUUCCUUAUAUCAUUUGUUGUGAACCGGGGGCUAGUUCAGGUAGUUCAAGUGGAAUUGCUCAACGUGCUAGACAUCCAGAUGAACUAAAAAGAGAAGAUGGGAAGUGGAUUAUUGACAUUGAAUACUACUUGUCACAGCAGAUCCAUCCUGUGGUAUCACGCCUUUGUGCUUCAAUUCAAGGCACUAGCCCAGAACGCUUGGCUGAUUGUUUAGGGCUCGACUCUUCUAGGUUCAAAAGUAAUUCAAGUGAAGCUGCCAGCAAUGAUCCUUCCAGUUCACUCUUGUUUGCUGUUGACGAUGAGGAGAGGUAUAAUGGCUGUGAGCCUUUGGUCUUGUCAUGUCCGAGCUGCUCUAGUACUUUUGAUUGUCCUGUCAUAUUCAGUUCCAUUUGCAAGUCCAUCAAUGAAAAGCCAACAAGUUCACAAGCAGACGAAUCUAGUUGCAACUUUUGGCAUGGAUUGAGGUGUCCUAAAUGCCCAGAGGGCGGUGAUGUUGGCAAACUAUCUCCAGCAAUGAUAGCCAACCAGGUGAAAAGACAAGCUGAUGGGUUUGUUUCAAUGUACUACAGGGGCUUAAUGAUGUGUGACGAUGAAACUUGCAAAUAUGCCACGCGUAGUAUCAACCUCCGGCUUGUUGGUGAUUCUGAGAGGGGAGCAGUUUGUCCUAAUUAUCCUCGCUGUAAUGGGCGUCUCAUAAGAAAGUACACGGAGGCAGAACUAUACAAGCAGCUCACAUAUUUCUGCCAUGUGUUGGAUACAGUGCGCUGCAUAGAAAAGAUGGAGCCUAACACUAGAUUGCCAGUAGAGAAAGAGAUGGCCAAAAUCCGGCCAAUUGUUAAUUUGGCGGCAUCAACAAUUCAAAGGAUUCGAGACCGAUGUGCCUUUGGAUGGAUAAAGCUGCAGGAUCUUAUUGUUGCAGUUUGAAUCGCUAAAUGUUGCCAAUGUCACCACCUUAAAUUCUACUCAUAAUUUUUUUUUUUUUUUUUUUUUUUUUUUGUUUUUUCAAACUUCUGUCUCAUAGCGUAUGUUUAUAUCAUGUAUAUCCAGAAAUAAUAUUUUAAGAAAUGUGGGGUAUUAUUACCCAAAAACAGAAAACGAAAAAGGAUAUUUAUUAAUCUUUA